AUGGCUAAGCUCAACGCCCCCGUACCGCCAUCAAUCUGGCAAGCGCCGCCGGCACAGACGGACAACGUCGGCAUGAACGGCCUGCAAACCAAAUUCCAAGAAAAUGAGCCGGCACCACGUGAGUUCUGGUUGCCGGAGCCUUACAAAACGUUCUUGGAAGAGUCAGAGAAGAGAUAUGCGCAACAAGAAGCAGAAGAGGCGGCUGCCAAAGAGUAUCAGAGAGAGUUAGAGACGAGGGAGUCCGAUCACGAGAAGGUUAUGAGGCAUCUAAAGCUUGACUUCAGAAUCCAGGUCGACGGUCUCAAGCGAGAGAAAGAAGAGCUACAGAUCACGAUUGACGCCUUCCACAUGCUCUUUGACAAGAUACGCGACAAGAACACGGCAGAGAUCCAGGCACUUACCCAAGCGAUGCAGCUACUUCAAGGUGAAGUGUGUGCCAAAGCCAAGGAGCUCAAAGUCAUGUAUGACGCGCACGAUGCUCUGGUCAAGAAACUCGAGGAAGAGAGGGCGGAGUUACCGAAGAAGCUGGUCGACUCUGCGAAGAAUGCGCUUGCUCUCCAGUCCAACGCACUCAAGUCAUCUGACAAGGCCGUUGUUGCAAAAGGCCCUGCAUCCGUUCCUGCGCACCUCAAAGGCAAAUCUGAACGCUUCGCACACUGCACCCAGUGCAUGCGACACAACUGGGAUUGCGACCGCGGGAUUCUAUGCAAGAACUGCUCGAUGCGAGGCAUCAAGAAAGGUUGCAGGCGAGUUGCAUGCGAAGACUACAAGAAGGGCACGUGCAAGAACAAACAGUGCCGCUUUGCACAUGAAGGAGAGAUAUACAAGCGCCUCGAUCCUUCCGAAGAUGUAUGGGGUGAUGGGCGUGAGCUGAGUCCCGUCGAGCUCGACAAGAUGGGUGUUUGGUAG
Messenger RNA from Alternaria triticimaculans, 909 nucleotides. RefSeq lists its product as uncharacterized. Bases 1 to 909 code for a protein of 302 amino acids. Gene Ontology annotation, molecular function: metal ion binding. NCBI's taxonomy places the organism in Eukaryota, Fungi, Ascomycota, Dothideomycetes, Pleosporales, Pleosporaceae. The record is from RefSeq and is a predicted model, not a curated record. The transcript is spliced from 2 exons.